Messenger RNA from Guyanagaster necrorhizus, 518 nucleotides. RefSeq names its product HIT-like protein. The coding region runs from base 1 to 423 and encodes 140 amino acids. Gene Ontology annotation, biological process: nucleotide metabolic process. The record is from RefSeq and is a predicted model, not a curated record. NCBI's taxonomy places the organism in Eukaryota, Fungi, Basidiomycota, Agaricomycetes, Agaricales, Physalacriaceae. Gene Ontology annotation, molecular function: catalytic activity. The transcript has 6 exons.
AUGGCGACAAAGACUUUGGCUUCCUGUAUCUUCUGCAAGAUCAUCAAAGGUGAAAUUCCCAGUCUCAAGCUUCUUGAGACAGAUCUUUCGUAUGCCUUCUUGGACAUCGGCCCUCUAUCGAAAGGCCAUGCCCUUGUCAUUCCCAAGUAUCAUGCAGAGAAAUUGCAUCAGCUUCCAGAUGAACAUCUUACUGACAUCCUGCCGAUCGCUAAGCGGAUCGCCAUCGCGCAAGGUGUCGAGAACUACAAUAUUCUCCAAAAUAACGGGCGUAUUGCUCACCAGGUAGUAGACCACGUUCAUUUUCACGUCAUUCCCAAGCCCAGCAAUACCGAUAAGGAGGGUUUGGUGAUAGGUUGGCCAACGCAGCAGAUUGAAAAGAGUGAACUAACAAAGAUCUUUGAGGAGCUCAAGGAGAAGAUCUAAAGUAGAAUGGCGAUGAAUACAAAUGUACAAUUAGAUGUUAUACAUACAAUAUUGAUUCCUUGAAACAUCAGAUAACCAAAAAAAUAUAGUAUUGC